Molecule: messenger RNA, 1732 nt
Organism: Hipposideros armiger (great roundleaf bat)
Lineage: Eukaryota; Metazoa; Chordata; Mammalia; Chiroptera; Hipposideridae
Gene: LRRC2
Product: leucine rich repeat containing 2
Exons: 11
Coding region: 429-1544 (371 amino acids)
Cellular component (GO): cytoplasm
Molecular function (GO): protein binding
Source: RefSeq, a predicted model, not a curated record
GUUUAUCAGCACAUGUCCUCCAGAUCAUGUUUUCAGCUUACAAAUAUAGCCUGUUAGCGCACAGGCAGAGGCUCCGGCAGUUGGAGCGCUUCCGGCUCCAGCGUGUGGCAGCGGCGGGCAGGGGCUCUGGCUGCAGGGCAGUCACGGGUAGAUAAUACAUUUUUGGAACUUUACUAGGGUGCCAGGUACUGUCGUAAGCACUUGACACAGUUUUCACGCGUGAUCCUCUCACCAAUCCUGUGAGCUCCGUGCUGCUGUUCUUGGUGCCGGGAUGAGAACCCCGAGGUUCCGGAGAGGUUAGAUACACCUGGAAGAAGGCUGUGGAAGGUCUGGAGCUGGUCUGCCUCAGGGAAAGAGGGGUCCUGGGGACUCUGAGGGGAGCCAGGCCCCUCUCCCCACGCUGCUUCAGGUAAUUUCACGCCCCCAAAAUGGGACAUAAAGUGGUCGUAUUUGACAUUUCUGUCGUCAGAGCUUUGUGGGAAACGCGUGUCAAGAAGCACAAAGCUUGGCAGAAGAAGGAGGCAGAAAGGAUCGAGAAAAGCUCGCUGGAAAGGAUAAAGGAGGAAUGGAACUUCGUGGCGGAGUGCAGGAGGAAAGGCAUCCCUCAGGCUCAGUACUGCAAGAAUGGCUUCAUAGACACCAGUGUGAGGAUUCUGGAGAAGAUGGAAAGGAGCUCUCUCAUAAGGCAGAGCUCACCUUCCAAGGAGAGAGACAAAAAGAGCAGCGCGUUUGUGUUCGAAAUUUCGGGGGAGCACUGGAAGGCGCUCCCGGAUUCGUUGAAGGAGCAGACGCACCUGAAAGAAUGGCAUGUCAGCAAUACCCUGAUUCAAAUCAUUCCUACGUAUAUUGAGCUGUUCCAAGCGAUGCGAGUUCUGGAUCUGCCAAAAAACCAAAUCUCCCAUCUUCCAGCUGAAAUUGGCCGUUUGACGAACCUGAAAGAACUCAAUGUGCGUUUCAACCAUCUGAAAAGCAUUCCUCCAGAACUGGGAGACUGUGAAAAUCUAGAGAAACUGGAUUGUUCUGGAAAUCUAGAGUUAACUGAGCUCCCCUUUGAAUUAAGUAAUUUGAAGCAAGUUACAUUCGUAGAUAUCUCAGCCAACAAGUUUUCCAGUGUCCCAAUCUGCGUCCUGAGGAUGUCUAAUUUGCAGUGGUUGGAUAUCAGCAACAAUAGCCUGAAUGACCUGCCACAAGAUAUAGACAGGCUGGAAGAACUGCAGACCUUUCUCUUGUAUAAGAACAAGCUGACCUAUCUUCCUUAUGAGUUGCUUAAUCUCAAGAAGCUCACCUUGUUGGUGGUUAGCGGCGACCAUUUGGUGGAGCUCCCGACUGCUCUUUGUGACUCAUCUACCCCGUUAAAAUUUGUAAGUCUUAUGGACAAUCCUAUUGAUAAUACCCAGUGUCAAGAUGGUGACGAAAUGAUCGAAAGUGAACAAGAUCGUCAACACUUUGAUAAAGAAUUUAUGAAAGCGUAUAUUGAAGAUCUUAAAGAAAGAGAAUCUGUUCCCAGCUAUACCACCAAAGUCUCUUUUAGCCUUCAGCUUUGACACCAUCCAUCAGAAGACUGCAGAAUCUCCCUGUCAUGUGGAGCUGUCGAUCUCCAUUCAUUUGUAGGGUCAUGUGAUCUAGGCAUAUGGCUUGUGCUUAAGGAUGAAGUCUAGAAACUGUGGUCCUAAUUGUUAGGAAAAAUGAUUUUCAAAUUUCAAAUAUAGAAACACCUCUCUCUGUGGACUGG